This is a messenger RNA of Prionailurus viverrinus (fishing cat), 1782 nucleotides long. It is a transcript of the gene KRT5, whose product is annotated as keratin 5. The transcript is spliced from 9 exons. The record is from RefSeq and is a predicted model, not a curated record. Gene Ontology annotation, cellular component: keratin filament. NCBI's taxonomy places the organism in Eukaryota, Metazoa, Chordata, Mammalia, Carnivora, Felidae. Gene Ontology annotation, biological process: keratinization; intermediate filament organization. Gene Ontology annotation, molecular function: structural constituent of skin epidermis. The coding region runs from base 1 to 1782 and encodes 593 amino acids.
AUGUCUCGCCAGUCGAGUGUAUCCUUCCGGAGUGGGGGCGGCCGUAGCUUUAGCGCUGCCUCUGCCAUUACCCCGUCUGUCUCCCGCACCAGUUUCACCUCCGUGUCCCGGUCCGGGGGUGGCGGUGGCGGCUUCGGCAGGGUCAGCCUAGGGGGUGCUUGUGGAGCAGGUGGCUAUGGCAGCCGGAGCCUCUACAACCUGGGAGGCUCCAAGAGGAUCUCCAUCAGCACUAGUGGUGGCAGCUUCAGGAACCGAUUUGGUGCAGGUGCUGGAGGCGGCUAUGGCUUCGGAGGUGGAGCCGUGAGUGGAUUUGGUUUUGGCGGUGGAGCCGGUGGCGGCUUUGGGCUCGGUGGCGGCGCUGGCUUUGGAGGUGGCUUUGGUGGCCCUGGCUUCCCUGUGUGCCCCCCUGGAGGCAUCCAAGAGGUCACCGUCAACCAGAGUCUUCUGACUCCCCUCAACCUGCAAAUCGACCCCACCAUCCAGCGGGUGAGGACUGAGGAGCGGGAGCAGAUCAAGACCCUCAACAACAAGUUUGCCUCCUUCAUCGACAAGGUGCGGUUCCUGGAACAACAGAACAAGGUCCUGGACACCAAGUGGACUCUGCUCCAGGAGCAGGGCACCAAGACCGUGAGGCAGAACCUAGAGCCUUUGUUUGAGCAGUACAUCAACAACCUCAGGAGACAGCUGGACAGCAUCCUGGGGGAGAGGGGCCGCCUGGACUCAGAGCUGAGGAACAUGCAGGACCUGGUGGAGGACUUCAAGAACAAGUAUGAAGACGAAAUCAACAAGCGUACCACUGCUGAGAAUGAGUUUGUGAUGCUGAAGAAGGACGUGGAUGCUGCCUACAUGAAUAAGGUGGAGCUAGAGGCCAAGGUCGAUGCCUUAAUGGACGAGAUCAACUUCAUGAAGAUGUUCUUUGAGGCGGAGCUGUCCCAGAUGCAGACGCAUGUCUCAGACACUUCUGUUGUCCUGUCCAUGGACAACAACCGGAACCUGGACCUGGACAGCAUCAUCUCUGAGGUCAAAGCCCAAUAUGAGGAGAUUGCUAACCGCAGUCGGACAGAAGCUGAGUCCUGGUACCAGACCAAGUAUGAAGAGCUGCAGCAGACAGCAGGCCGGCAUGGGGAUGAUCUCCGCAACACCAAGCAAGAGAUCUCUGAGAUGAACCGGAUGAUCCAGAGGCUGAGAGCUGAGAUUGACAAUGUCAAGAAGCAGUGUGCCAAUCUGCAGAACGCCAUUGCUGAUGCUGAGCAACGCGGGGAGCUGGCCCUCAAGGAUGCCAAGCACAAGCUGGCCGAGCUGGAGGAUGCCCUGCAAAAGGCCAAGCAGGACAUGGCCCGGCUGCUCAGGGAGUACCAGGAGCUCAUGAACACCAAGCUGGCCCUGGAUGUGGAGAUUGCCACCUACAGGAAGCUGCUGGAGGGCGAGGAGUGCAGACUGAGUGGAGAAGGAGUUGGACCAGUCAACAUCUCUGUCAUCACAAACAGCGUGUCCUCUGCCUACGGAGGCAGCAGUGGCUUUGGCAGUGGCCUUGGUGGAGGUCUUGGCGGUGGUCUUGGCGGUGGUCUUGGUGGUGGUCUUGGAGGAGGUGGCGGUGGGAGCUACUACUCCAGCAGCAGUGGAGGCGUUGGCCUCGGUGGUGGGCUCAGUGUGGGGGGCUCUGGCUUCAGUGCAGGCAGUGGCCGAAGCCUGGGGGUGGGCUUUGGCAGUGGUGGGGGCAGCAGCUCCAGUGUCAAGUUUGUCUCCACCACCUCUUCUUCCCGGAAGAGCUUCAAGAGCUAA